AUGCCCACAACAACGGAGGGUUUGAUCCCCAACUGGUUUCCCCCGAAUCGAGAGAACUAUGACUUGAUUCUCACUCUCUGGAAAUUGUUCCCCUUCUUCUCCUCCCUUCAAUGGCUAAUCCCUUGGUACGGCAUGGGCAAAACCUCCAUCCCUCACUCCCCGCUCAACUUGCCAGGCCGCCUCGCCUGGCUAACAAUGGAAAUCCCCGGCUUCCUGACCCUCCUCUAUCACCUCUACGUCCUCCCCUCUCAACUGCCCCUUCCUCCCUCCCCCGACGGCUCCCUCCCCUGGCAAACACAAACCCUCGCCUUCCUCUUUGUAUUUCAUUAUAUCUACAGGGCUAUCCUCUUCCCUUUCUUACAGCCAUCCAUGUCGCCGGUGCACUUGUUCAUCUGGCUCCUCGGCGUGACAUUUCAACUGGUGAAUGGUACCGUCAUCGGCGCCUGGCUGGCUGGCUAUGGGCCGAUGUAUUACAACCAUUCCCCUGCACAGACGCCUAUCUCACAGUUCGCGCUGGGUCUCAUAGUAUUUUACCUCGGGCUGGCAAGCAAUUACUUCCACGACGACCACCUCCGCGAGAUCCGGCGCCGCGUCCUCCGCCGGCAGCAGUUAGCUGCUCAGAAGCCAGAUGACAGCCCCGACGCGCCAAAGUCAGUGGAGAAGCACUAUGAGAUACCGCAAGCGGGAUUGUUCAAGGUGGUGCUGUAUCCGCACUAUUUGAGCGAAUGGAUUGAGUGGGUUGGGUACUGGAUCGCGGCGGGGUGGGGUUGUGUGCCGGCGAGGUGUUUUGUGUUAAAUGAGGUUACGGCGAUGUUGCCUAGGGCGGUGAGGGGACGGCAGUGGUAUGUGGAGCGAUUUGGAGAGGAGACGGUUGGGAGGAGGUGGGCUGUUAUUCCGGGGGUUUGGUAA
Molecule: messenger RNA, 909 nt
Organism: Thermochaetoides thermophila DSM 1495
Lineage: Eukaryota; Fungi; Ascomycota; Sordariomycetes; Sordariales; Chaetomiaceae
Product: 3-oxo-5-alpha-steroid 4-dehydrogenase-like protein
Exons: 2
Coding region: 1-909 (302 amino acids)
Biological process (GO): steroid metabolic process
Cellular component (GO): membrane
Molecular function (GO): 3-oxo-5-alpha-steroid 4-dehydrogenase activity
Source: RefSeq, a predicted model, not a curated record